UAGACUUAACGAUGAAAAGACCAUCCCAAUUACCCCUAUCAGAAACCGUUUGUUUCUCGUUUCUUCUCCAUUGUCAUAGAGGGUUUUCUGGGCUUUUACGGGUACAGCUUUCCGUAGUUUUUACUGAAAAUGGGGUUUUGGACACUAUUAGAAGGGCUUCUGCUAUUUGCGAAUGCAUUAGCGAUACUGAAUGAGGACCGGUUCCUUGCUCCUAGAGGGUGGACAUUGGUAGAACUCCAACGAGGCAGGAGAAAUACACUCAAGGGGCAGAUCAUAGGGCUUAUACAUGCAUGCCAAUUCUUCAGAUUGCCACUCAUACUUUUGAAUAUUGUAACUAUUGUAGUGAAGCUGUUUUCUGGCUGAGGCAAAAGAGAUUUUGCUAUUUUAGACGUUCAAUAUCUGUAUAGUUUGUGAAAUAAAUGUUGCAGAAAAAUUUUCCUGUUCAAGAAUUGUGUGUGAUAAUUGGGUUGAGCCCCAAACAUAUUGAAGUAAAAGAUAACAAUAAGCUAAGUUUAAUCAUCA
This is a messenger RNA of Morus notabilis, 522 nucleotides long. RefSeq names its product immediate early response 3-interacting protein 1-like. Gene Ontology annotation, cellular component: COPII-coated ER to Golgi transport vesicle; Golgi membrane; endoplasmic reticulum membrane. Gene Ontology annotation, biological process: endoplasmic reticulum to Golgi vesicle-mediated transport. The transcript is spliced from 2 exons. The record is from RefSeq and is a predicted model, not a curated record. The coding region runs from base 130 to 363 and encodes 77 amino acids. Lineage: Eukaryota; Viridiplantae; Streptophyta; Magnoliopsida; Rosales; Moraceae.